Messenger RNA from Desarmillaria tabescens, 1057 nucleotides. RefSeq lists its product as uncharacterized. The transcript is spliced from 2 exons. The record is from RefSeq and is a predicted model, not a curated record. Lineage: Eukaryota; Fungi; Basidiomycota; Agaricomycetes; Agaricales; Physalacriaceae. The coding region runs from base 262 to 1014 and encodes 250 amino acids.
AUCAAGAUCAGAAUAUGUAAUGGAACACGCAGUGACUCUUAUUGACGGUACCUAUAUCACUUCGUGUCUCAAGGAGCUGUCUUUGGUGUGCGCCGAGUCCUUGAGUGCCACCCCACUUCGGCGCUGUAACGUGAAUUUGGUUGACCUUCUGAUAGUGAUCCUCAAACGAGAUGACUUGGUUCACAAGUCAUAAGCGUAAAAUAUCCAGAGAUAAGUAUAAAACAGCACAAAACAUAGAUUCUUGCCAUACAUCGUAUCUCCAUGUCCAGACGUCCUUCGAGUCCUCCAGUUAUCAUACUGUACGAUGUUCCAGGACACAAUGCACAACCUUGGGCACCGAACAUAUGGCGGAUACGCUUCAUUUUAAAUUACAAGCACCUCAGAUACCGCACCGUCUGGGUCGAAUUUCAGAAUAUAGAGAUGACUUUGCGAUCGAUCGGAGCGCCUCCAAGUUCCCAGCGAAGCGAUGGGCGACCAGUCUACACCCUACCCGUCAUAGUAGACCCGACGCGGAACUCAUCUGCGCCCCAGAUCCUGUCCAACCCAAACAUCAUUGCCGAGUACCUCGAGUCAUGCUAUCCGGCGCGUCCGGUCUUCCCCGAGGGAUCGCGCGCGCUCCAAACACUGUUCGUGAACUAUAUUCAGGAGGUGUUUGUUAAGCCUCUACUACCGAUUAUGGUUCCUUUGAGUCACCAGCAGCUACCGGAGCGCAGCCAGACUAAUGUGCAUAUCAGUCAACCUCUUCCCCCGGGACCGCAGCGGGAGCAUGCGUGGAUGCUUGUCAAAGAGCAGUUUGAGUUCCUUGCCACGAUUUUAGAUAAGAAUGCUGGUGAUGGUGACGGGGUAGUUGCGAUGGGGUACCAGGUUUCUUACGCGGAUUUUGCUCUUUGCUCCGUGUUAUUAUGGAUAGAGAACAUGGCUGCUCAGGAUGGGUGGGCGAGGGUUAGGCACUGGAAUGGUGGGAGGUGGGUCAGGCUCAGGGAACGGUGCAGGGAAUAUAUGGAUGUGUGUUAGCACACUUGGGCUUAAUUUCUCCUGAAUGCGUAGAAUGUUAGAC